GCACAAAAAGAGGCAGCCUCGGCAGCAGGGUCCUUCAGAACCUUGUAAAGCGUCUCCUCAGAGCUCCGUGUAAAAAUGGUCCAGAAAAUCAUUAAUAAAUUUAUCGGCCCCAAGUAUGUUUCUAUCCUAAGGACGUGGCUACCAAACCUCAUUACGUGGGGAACAGUUGGAGGCGUGGCGCUUGUUCACUUCACAGAUUGGCGGUUAAUUCUAGACUAUGUACCAUACAUUCGAGGAAAGUUCAAGAAGGAUGAGUAGAGAGAACAAUCAAAUGACCAGAGCUUGGAGACCAGCACAUGAGUCGGUACUUACUCAGUCCGAAGUGGGAUACUUUGACUUGGCUGUCGGCUACUGAGUUUGGACUUCACCUUGUUAAAAUAUACAUUUGAUUCAGUGUUGUAAUAUAUUAAUGAAUAAUUGAUUCAUGCUCAUGUGUCCUGUUAUUUUGUUAUUUUGUAAUGUUUACAACUAUUAAAAUUAUGUAAACUGCG
Nothobranchius furzeri (turquoise killifish) is the source of this 491-nucleotide messenger RNA. RefSeq names its product cytochrome b-c1 complex subunit 10. The record is from RefSeq and is a predicted model, not a curated record. NCBI's taxonomy places the organism in Eukaryota, Metazoa, Chordata, Actinopteri, Cyprinodontiformes, Nothobranchiidae. Gene Ontology annotation, biological process: mitochondrial electron transport, ubiquinol to cytochrome c. Gene Ontology annotation, cellular component: mitochondrial inner membrane.